AUGUCUCUAUCAAAACAAUCAAUUCAAUCAUAUUAUAUGGAAUUUUUACGUUGUGCUAAAUGUUCACAUGAUUUUCAAUAUGAAAAUCCAUUAUAUUAUCCAAUAACAUUACCUAUAUGUGGUCAUACAAUGUGUAAACAAUGUAUUAAUAUAAUACGUAAUGAAACAAAAUGUCCACAAGAUCAAAUUUCAUUUGAAAUAAAUCAUACACCAAUUGAUCAAUUACCAAUAAAUUAUCCAUUAUUAAUGAUUUUUUAUGAUUCAUCAAAUUUACCAAAAGAUAAAGAACAACGUCAUGGUCAAUGUCCAUCUUAUAUGAAACUUGAUAUAAUAACAAAAUUAGACUUUGGAACUAUAGAAAAAUUUAUUGGUGAAAUAUCACUUAUGUUUAAACGAAUAAUUAAUGAUAGAGGAUGUCAAUUAAUAUUCAGUCGUUCAACAAUACGAAAAAUAUUUAAUUUAUUAAAUUUUCAAUUUAUUGAUUGUAAAAAUCAGUUAAAAAUUCUGAAAGCAAUAAAUAAUCUUGCUAAAUAUAUAUCAAUUGAUUUUAUUGUUCAUUAUCAAGAUCAUCAACAAUUAAUUCAAUAUAUUCAAUCAACUAUUGGUCUACGAUUUGAACAAAUUGUUCAGCCAGAUAUGAUAGAAAAAAUCUUAAAAGUAAUAACAUUAGUUAAUGAAAAACGUCCAGCAUCAUCAGAAAAGAAUUUAGUACACGUGGUUUUACAUGAAAUUUGUGGUAAUAAUCCAUAUAGUAUUAUAGAAAAUGUUCAAUUUAUUGUUGGUGUACUUUCAAAGGCAUGUUGUUUUGACAAAAAACAAAAUGGUAAAUUAUGGUCAUCAUUAUACGUCAAAUCUAAAUAUGAAAAUUACGAAAAUCUUCGUGAAGUUUUUGAUUCUACAUUUAUUCGUAUGAUUAUAGAAAAAGGAUUCAUCAUGUCAUCAGAACAAUUGUCAUCAUUAUUAUAUGGUGAUAUAAAAUUUGAAGUAGCAAUUAAUACGAUAAUUAAAAAAUUUUUAACAUCUGAUACAUGUACAAUAUUUAUUCAAAAACUUUUACAAAUGUUAAUAAUAGCUGGUGUUGAACAAAACGAUUUAUUAAAGUUUGAAACAAAUUUUAAAUAUUUAUUAAAAAUUGAUUUAAAUAUAAAUAAUAAUAAUAAUAAAGAUAAUCGUUCAUCAUGGUUGAAUAUUGCAUUUGUAAUCCAGCAAUUUCGUGAAGGCUUAGAAUGCUUACCUUAUUUUAAUCAGUAA
Molecule: messenger RNA, 1251 nt
Organism: Rotaria sordida
Lineage: Eukaryota; Metazoa; Rotifera; Eurotatoria; Philodinida; Philodinidae
Source: the annotation of a GenBank genome assembly